AAGGAGCAGUUUUCAAGGAAGCUACUCCACUCGGGGACAUUCCUCACAGAACAUGAACAGCAUCCUGCUGGACGGGCGUAUCUGCUGAAGUUCACUGAACUAAAGAAAGAAGAAUCCUGGGCAGAGAGAUUUUCUUGGAGCACCUUUACUCCAGACUCUUCACAUAAAUGCUUCCGGGGUGCUCCUCAUCUUUGGAGGACAGUCUAAAUGCGAAAAUGUUUGCCAUCAUCAAGCAGUGGGACGAAGCGUCCAACCAAUACACAGACGUCACCAAUAAGUACUUUCUGCUUUUGCUCAUCAAGUUUGGACUGGACACAGCUGUGUUUUACUCAUGCAGCCCGAAAAAGUAUAUGUACUUUUUAAGCGUCUGCAGCCUGUCCGUUUUGCUGGCUGAUUUUCUUCUUACAUUGUUAAUGGGAGUUGCCUGGUUUCUCGGCCCAGAGAAGUCGUUGGUGUCGACCUGCUUCCUGUUGGCUACAGCCUCAACAACAUAUGGAGCUCUGCCACUCCCUAUGUUGAUCCUCGGCUUCAUUGACUACUCCUUAGAUGACACCUUUAUGAGCAAUGCAUCAGUGUUAUGGAAAACAUUUAGAAAUGUAAUCUUGACCUUGGUGGUUUGGGCGGUUGCUAUUCAUAACUCACUUCAGUCCGAUUACGCCAAACUGGUGGAACUGGAUUCUUUGGGGGAGAUAAAGGUGCUUCUCUGUAAAGUGACAGAGUCAACAGUGAUCACAAUCUUUACUUUCGGACUUUUCAUGGCGUGCCUGCUGACGCUGGUGCCAUUUUGGUCCAGAAUUCCCCAGUGGAUGGGAGAAGUCGACAGGAUGCUUGAAGCACAGGAGCAGCAGCAGAACAUGGGGAGCGAUCUGCUCCUCGCUUCAACCUGGAAUCCCAACCCAGAAACAAAAACCAGACUGGAGGAAUAUCCCGAGGAGAACAGCCUGACGAGGCCUCCUCUGUGGUUCAGCAUGACACUUGGCUUUAUAUUGUUCUGGAUGCCGUAUCUUCUGAUGUCUGUCUCUUGCCUGAUCUGCGGACUUGGAGUACCCACACACCUCGGAGUAAACCUUCUGUGGUUGGAGUGCUCCAACAGCCUCCUGGUGGUUUUGGUGUUCUGGGCAAAGAGCUACACAAAGGGGCCUUACAGCAGUCUACCAGAGAACGUGUGCUCAUGGCAGGUUUACUGGCACUUAAGCAAAGACAUACGAAGGUUUCUGCCGCCUACCGCUGUGUCUAAACCACCAUGUGAGAAGAAGAGCAAUUCAUUUCAUGUGUAGAAAAAAUAAAUAAGUCGCCCAACGACACAGCAAUCCAGACUAAAUGAAAGUCCUCCGGCAUAUGAAUCGAUCAGUGAUCUGAAUCUGUGGUUGUUACUUCAUCCUGCUCGUGGCUGAAUGUUACAAAAGUUAGGCUCAGAAACGAAUCUCCACAGAUCGUCCUCUCCAGAAGCCAAGAGGUGAUUAAUGGCAGCUUUAAAUGAACUGCUAACUUUUCACUGCAUGCCAUUUCACUGGUGCCAUUUUGGUCCAGAAUUCUGAAGUUGAACUUCGCAGCAAAAUGUUGCAACUGUUUACUGUGCAGGGAGGGAAAUUUGCAAUGACCCCAAAAUGUAGUAGAUCACUUUAUCUUCUUUUAUUUUAACUUUGUGGACUCAACUGAUACACGUUUAUCAAAAAAUAAUAAUAAAAAAUAAAAUCUAUAAUUUUGCCUCUUUUAGAUAUAUUUAGCAUCGCAUACUAUUUAUGCUUUAAAAGGAGUAUAAAUCAUUUCUGCUAAGAGAUUAGGUUUUGCGAUGCAAAAAAUGAGCAUGAGGAAUUUAGAAAUUUUUUGCACCUUUAAUGAAAGAUGUAUCCUGUAUAAUUCAACUGAAAACAAAAACUCGGACAGAAAGGAUAAAAAAAAAUUUACUUUGGGGAUUAACAA
Molecule: messenger RNA, 1923 nt
Organism: Gambusia affinis (western mosquitofish)
Lineage: Eukaryota; Metazoa; Chordata; Actinopteri; Cyprinodontiformes; Poeciliidae
Exons: 2
Coding region: 168-1277 (369 amino acids)
Cellular component (GO): signaling receptor complex; plasma membrane
Source: RefSeq, a predicted model, not a curated record